UGUCUCCGCCGCAAACCUGAAGGAGCUCAAGGGCCUCCGAAACAGAGCUCACUGAAACAGCGCUGAGGCUGAGGCUUUACACACAGCACACUGCCUCAUUGUUUUUCUUAUAACUUUUUUGUAGAAUUUUAUGGCUUCUCCUCUGAGAGCGGGCUUCCAUCGUCUGGAGGUCCAAAAAACCUCAUGGGACAUUCCGGACCGGUACACGGCAUUAAAUCCAGUUGGCUCCGGGGCAUAUGGGACUGUGUGCUCUUCUAUUGACCAGAAAACGAAGGAAAAGGUGGCCAUUAAAAAGCUGUACAGACCCUUCCAGUCUCUGAUCCAUGCAAAGCGGGCUUACAGGGAACUCCGACUGUUACGUCACAUCCAACACGACAAUGUGAUCUGCCUUCUGGAUGUUUUCACUCCUGACUCCUCACUGGAAAAAUUCCAGACUUUCUAUUUGGUAAUGCCUUUUGUGGCUCAGGAUCUUAGCCACAUAAUGAAGAGGAGGAGACUCACUGAAAAAGUCAUUGUAUAUUUGUUCUACCAGUUACUCAGAGGACUAAAGUACAUACAUUCUGCUGGAAUCAUUCAUCGGGAUCUGAAACCAAGCAACCUUGCUGUUGAUGAAAACUGUGAAUUAAAGAUAUUGGACUUUGGAUUGGCGAGACAUGCAGAGAUGGAGAUGACUGGCUAUGUUGUGACACGGUGGUAUAGAGCCCCUGAAGUCAUUUUCAACUGGAUGCAUUAUACUCAGACAGUUGACAUAUGGUCUGCUGGUUGCAUCCUGGCUGAGAUGAUCACCGGUGAGGUGCUUUUCCCUGGAAAUGACAGUAUGGACCAACUAAACAUGAUCCUCCAUCUGACGGGAACACCACACUCAUCACUGGUGCAGAAAAUGCAGAGCAAAGAUGCAAGGUUAUAUGUACAGUCUCUCCCAACCCAGAAAAAGAAAGUUCUCAAAGAUGUCUUCCCGUCCAUGGAUUCCAGUGCUGUGAAUCUGCUUGAGAAGACUCUGAUGUUGGACCCUGAAGUCAGACUGACAGCUAAAGAUGGACUGUCUCAUCCUUACCUCUCUGAGUUUCAUGACCCAGAAAAUGAACCUGAAUCUCCCCCUUAUGAUGACUCAUUUGAGAGCCUGGAGCUGGCUGUUAGCGAGUGGAAGAGUCUUAUACACAUGGAGAUAAUGACCUUUGACCCUGACAAUCCUAGACAGACUGCAAUAUAAGAGUUCAUCAUACCCAGGAAAAUGUCGCAAUAUCAAGUCACCUAGUUUAAGCAGCCAUCUUACAGGCGAAAGUUUGUAACUUCUGUUUUCAUCUCAGUGUACCCUGUAAUAUGUUGAUUCAAGAAUUUUUCUUUUUACUCUGAUCCUUUCCAUUAUUUGUAGUUACAUUUCAGGAAAAAAAACCCACUUGUAUUCAUACAGUAAAAUAUUGCUGUGAAAUUGAAAACCACUCAAAAAGCCGUUACACAGUAACAAGUUCUUGUACUUUGGAAGAAGUCGUGAAUAAUCGGUCGGUUGUCAUUUGUUGCCAUUCAGGUGAACUUUACAGGUUUGCGGUUACUGAUAUGUUGUUGUUGUUUUGCACACACAUAUUCAGCCAUUUUAUAGACACGCCUAACUAGCAGCUGUGCAGUUUUAGAUGACAGCUCAUCUCUUAUGCACAGUUUGAGUAAUAAUUCUCUAGGACUUCAUCGUUGUCAACACAAAAUAGAGACAAUAGUGACACGGAGGUGUGGAGCAACACUGCAGCAUGUAUAUGAUCCAUAAAGAUUAGACAAUGAAAACAGUCAUUUCAGUUUUUUAUACAUACAUAAUUAGUCAUUUAAUAAAGUCAGCUUUAAUAAACAAUUAGGGGAGAAUUUUAUGCAGUAUAUAACAUCAUUAAAGAGGCAUUGAAUCUGACCUGAUUUUAAUAUUGAGGUAAAAAAAUUAAAUAAAAUUAAACAACA
Silurus meridionalis is the source of this 1938-nucleotide messenger RNA. Its product is annotated as STKc_p38 domain-containing protein. NCBI's taxonomy places the organism in Eukaryota, Metazoa, Chordata, Actinopteri, Siluriformes, Siluridae. Gene Ontology annotation, biological process: protein phosphorylation; intracellular signal transduction. The coding region runs from base 131 to 1210 and encodes 359 amino acids. The record is from RefSeq and is a predicted model, not a curated record. Gene Ontology annotation, molecular function: ATP binding; MAP kinase activity. The transcript has 12 exons. Gene Ontology annotation, cellular component: nucleus; cytoplasm.